UUCUCCGAAAAAUGUCACGUUGCUUGAUUCGUUAAUUAGGUUAUUCGACUCGAUAAAAGUAUUAAUUCAGAAAAGGAACGAUUAUGCUUUGAUUCUGAUUAUAGAAAAAUCUUUGGUAUAAAUAAAAAAUAUGGCUGCAAAAACUGCAAAGGCUCAGGUACACCGUGCGGCGAACGAUGAAGCAACAAGUCUUCAUGUUUCCUUACCUCAGAUGCUGGAUCUUGCUCUGGGAACACCAGAAGUCGGUGCGGUUAACUUGAACAUUCUUCACAAUUUUUUACACGUUUUAUUGCAUCAAAUUAACCUAAGAACAACCAAAGUCGAAUAUAGAGGUGAAGAUGCCAAACGAAUAAAAACAAUGGUAGCUUCCGCUAAAGCUGGUCCAUCAUUGCAUCUUCACGAGUACAGCAUCACCGACGGAUCUGGUAAAGUGAAACAACGUAUUCAUAGUACGGAUCAAGUGACGGUAAACGUGGACGUUUUCACGGAUGAGGAUCAUAAAAAUGCCGGUCAAACGUCAGCUAGUGCCCCAGUUACACCUCGAAAUAAGAAAAAUACAAAGGUGGCAGACGAUACUGUUAUCAAAAAAACGAAAGGUGUUAAGCAACAAAUAACAUCUGGAUCCGAAGGAGAAUAUGAAAAUGUUAUUUUCAUCGAGCCAAUUGUCGAUGGCGCUACUCCGAGUGCUUUGGCUUUUAAAAAGCUCGAACAAAGUGUAGGACGUCUCGAGCAACGAUUCGAAGCAUUAGAUGAAUUGUCUACUAAUCCUGAAUUGGUCGAACGAUUGAAGGGUAAUAUCACGGAUCCUUUAACAGACAUGUGGAAUAUUAUUAACAUAAACAAAAGGCUCGAUGCCACUGAACAAGGAAUGGAGAAGCUCACAUCAAUGGUCCAAGAUGUAAUGAAGACUGGAGUGAAUCUUGAAACUGUUGGCGUACAUGUAAAUAUAUCGAACGAUGUUGAAAACAGAAACAUACAGCGAAACAAUCCUAAUUCGGCAAAUACUAAUGAAACAAAUUUACAUACUAAUAACGAAGAGACAAAUGUAACUAAUAAUCAUCCGGAAAAUAAUCCGGGAAAUCAUCCGGAAAAUAAUCCGGGAAAUCAUCCGGAAAAUAAUCCGGGAAAUAAUCCAGAAAAUCAUCCGGAAAAUCAUACGGAAAAUCAUCUGGAAAAUCAUUCGGAAAAUCAUUCGGAAAAUCAUCCGGUAGAAUCAGAAGAAGUCAAAACGGAAGAGAUACCACCGACGAAUAAUAACCAAAUCAAUUCUGAAACGAGCGAAUCAAGAAAUGAAAAGAUUGAAACGUGUUUGAGAAAUAUUCACGACGUGGAAACGAAGAUGGAUAAUGCUUUGGCGAGAAUAGAAGAGCGUCUUCAUGCGUUAGAAACGAGAGAAGGAAUAGUUGAUACGACACCAACGGUCGAGGGCGAAUCGGCACCGGACAAGUCACUUGACGAGGAAAAUAAACGAAAGAUUCAUAUAUGUUUGGAGAAUGUUGAAGAUUUGCGAACGACGUUUGACAAUAAUUUCACUAAUAUCGAGGCUCGUCUUCAAAAAUUAGAAAAGGAGGGUGAUGAACUUACGGAAAAAUUGAAAGACGUAGCAAAACCAAGCGAAACCGGUGAUGGUGAUCUGAACGAAUUGGUUUCUAAGAUUCAAGAUAUUCAAGAGGAUAUGAGAAAAUUAAAUGAGACAGCUGAUCGUCUUAUGGGUGAUACGGAAGAUCGUGAAAUGAAUCUGAACGCUAUGUUAGAACAAAUAGAAUUGUUGAAAACGAUUAAAGCUGAUAAAGAAGAUCUUGAGGAUGCUUUGGCCGAUAAAGCUGACGCUCAUAUAGUCAAUAGAAAGGUUUCUCACGAUCAAUUCAACGCUGCCUGCGACGAUUUAACUCGUGGAUUAGAGGAAGCUAUAAGUAAACUAGGUAAACAGGAAUCGAUAUGGCAGCAAUCUUUGGACGAAGUACAAAAAGAGAUUGAAGGGAAAGUAGAUAAAAUUGAGAUAACUCCGUUGAGAGAGUUUGUUAACAAUCGAUUGAAGUCGCUUCAAGAGAAAAUGAAACGUUUGGCUGAAAUUAGACGAGAGGCCGAAGCUGCUGGAACCAAAAAAUUACUUAGAGACGUCCAAUGUAUAUCGUGUGACAAAGAAGUAGUUAUGAGAACGGAAGAAACUGGCAAAUUCGAAGCACCUCUUAUGCCUUGCACGAUGAGCAUGAAACCUUAUCUAACUUAUGAAUUGGAUCAAGUUAGAAAGCAGCAAAGAAAAUUGCCUCAUAGUAGGAACAUGAUUCAAUUCGAGGCAGCCGUAUUGGAAGAGACUAAAAAAAUGAAAACAGUUAAGGAAGAAUCAUGUGUGAAAUCUCCCAGAGAUCAUCUUUGCAAUCGUUAUUGCGGUGGAAGUCAUACGAUAACAACUCCUCAGCAAAGGGUUAUGCGAAUGGGACAUUUUCUCGCUCAAUGGGGUCCCGAGAGUAUACAGUUAACAGACGGUAUGAUACAAGGAACCGAUGGUAAGAUGUAUCGAAGUCGACCAUUACCACCGAAAUACGAUGUUUGUGGUGGCAUAGUUCCUUGUCCUGCAGUCGAAGCUAUUCAAACUCAGGAAACUUCCAAAUGUGGAAACAUGUCUCAGACUUGGCAAACUGCACGAAGUAUACCAAGUGCUAGAAAAGGUAAUUCAGGAAGGACUACGGAGAAAAAGAAAGAAGUCUGUCCAGGUGUUUCUACGGAACAUGAACAUAACGUGAUGCCAUUAAAGCCAGUCAAUAAAGUUGCUCUCGAAGUGCAGUCUACGACCCAGGCAUAACUUUUGCAACAAGGCGAAACUUUUUAUAAACAUUUAAAAAAUACAUACUUAUCUAUCUUAUAAAAAAAAAGGAAAAAAGAAAAUAAAUCAAACUAGAAUAUUAAAUAAUCAGGAUUGUUUGCACCUGGAUAAUGGCAACACCUUAAACUUCGUCGAUAAGAUAGCUUGCAAAUUGUCGGUAACUUUUUGGCUCUUAUACCUAAAUAUACGCAUGUAAAGUGUGUUGCAUACAAUCAGGCAUGAUAAAAUAAUAUCGACCGAUAAUAAAUUGAUU
This is a messenger RNA of Vespula pensylvanica (western yellowjacket), 3077 nucleotides long. RefSeq names its product MATH and LRR domain-containing protein PFE0570w-like. NCBI's taxonomy places the organism in Eukaryota, Metazoa, Arthropoda, Insecta, Hymenoptera, Vespidae. The record is from RefSeq and is a predicted model, not a curated record. The transcript is spliced from 14 exons. The coding region runs from base 131 to 2803 and encodes 890 amino acids.